AACAAAAAUGGCGGCGGGUGGGGUGGCUGGGUCAGUUUCAUCUCAUUGUCGAGUAAUUAAGUUUAUCCACGUUUCUAUUUAGUAGAUAUGAUUUUAUGUUGUCCUUGGCAGUUUCUGUCUACUUAAUUUCUCAUAGAUUUAUCGUGUAAGGCUGGCAUAAAAGGAUUGAACUUAAAAGAUUAUCAUUCUGACAGAGUAAGAAGCUUUCAAGUCUAUCAGAAGCGACCCUCUAGUGCUCACUUCUCUGGUAACACGUAUAUAUAUUGCUUCAAUUCUUGGAAUGCUCCUCUGUAACUAAAUUUGUAUAAGGAAGCACAGGUGGUGGGGGAAAGGAAAAUUCGUCAUUUACAGAACAAGUCGGUAGGCCUGAUAGAGAAUGUCUUUAUUUAAAGCUCGGGAGUGGUGGUCUACAAUAGUUGGCAAUAAAGAAGAAUUUGAUCAAGGAUGUUUAUGUGUUGCAAAUAUUGACAAUAGCAGUAGUGCACAAGAUAAAAUUAUUGUGGGCAGUUAUAUGGGAUUUCUUAGAAUCUAUCAUCCCCAUCCUAUAAAACCUGGACAUGUUAUGCAAGCUGAAGAUAUGCUCUUGGAAGUACAGUUAUGUGAGCCAAUAUUACAAGUGGAAGUAGGAAAAUUUGUUUCUGGCACAGAAUUGCUUCAUCUGGCUGUAUUGCAUUGCAAAAAAUUAUGUGUCUACGCUGUCUCAGGUAGCUUAGGAAAUACAGAAUAUGGCAACCAAUACCAGCUAAAAUGUAUGUAUGAACACAGUCUUUAUCGAACUGCAUAUAACAUGACAUAUGGACCAUUUGGAGGUAUAAAAGGUCAAGAUUUGAUCUGUGUACAGUCUGUGGAUGGAAUGCUUAUGUUGUUUGAACAAGAAAGCUAUUCGUUCGGACGUUUCCUUCCUGGCUUUCUUCUUCCUGGUCCACUGACAUAUAGUUCUAGAACAGAUUCAUUCAUUACCGUCUCUUCCUGUCGGCAAGUUGAGAGCUACAGGUAUCAAGUACUUGCAUUAGCAAAAGAUGCUGAAACACAAGAAACUGAGCAACAAAAAAUUGGAUCCGGAAAAAAACUUGUGGUGGACUGGAUUUCAAACAUUGGGGAGCAAGCCCUGGACAUAUGUGUUGUUUCAUUUACUCAGCUCGUUUCCAGCAUAUUUGUUCUUGGGGAGAGAAAUUUUUUUUGCUUUAAGGAUAAUGGACAAAUUCGAUUCAUUAAAAAGCUUGACCAAAGCCCAAGUUGCUUUCUUCCAUACUCAGUGUCUGGAACUGCCAUAAAUACACUGAUUGGAAAUCACCACAGCAUCCUACAUAUUUAUCAAGACAUGACUCUAAAAUGGGCAACUCAGCUUCCUCAUAUUCCUGUAUCAGCACGACUGGGGAAAUUACUAAAUUUGAAAGGUGUGAUUGUUACACUGAAUGAUAGUGGCUAUCUACAAUGUUCUUACCUUGGUACUGAUCCUUCUUUAUUUCAAGCUCCUAAAGUUGAAGCUAGGAAUAUUAAUUAUGCAGAAUAUGAUGCAGAAAUGAAUAAACUCCAGAAAAUCAUUAAAGAAGCCAGGAAAAUUAAAGAUAUCCUUCCUAAGUCUGAAAAGAGUGAAGAUUUUGCACUUGGUGUGACAGUCUUGCCUGAUCUGGAUUCAGUUUCUCAAGCUGUUGACAGUGAAAUUAAAGCAGAGGUGAGUCCUUCUGUGGUGAUAAAGAUUGAAAUUGAAAGCAGAUUACCAACACUUACGAAAUUAACAGUAUGUGUCCCAUGUCCUUUAUCAUUGACCCAAAACUCCUUCAUUUUAGAAUUAGAAUCUUCUGUAUCUAAAACUGUUGUGCUUUCUGCUUUUCAAAAAGGGAACUACCUACCAGCAGAUUUGGAAGGUAGUGUUAUAGCAUCAUACAAUACAGCCACAGGUGCACAAAGGAUUGCCCAAUGCAAAUUCCGAUUACCUUUGCGGCUGCUUUGUUUUCCUGCUCAGCCUUCAAAAACAGCAAGCCAGAGGUUAACUAUUGAUACCAACAAACCUACAGUCAGUCUUAUUACUCUUUUUUCAGACUUUGCUGAUCAAAUUGAUGAGGAUCAACUUAAUGUUUUAGGAUUUCAAUUAUUAGCUGGCUCCAGAAUCACUUUACUUGCUUCAAAAACUUCUCAGCGUUACAGAAUUCAAAGUGAUCAAUUAGAAGACAUUUGGCUAAUUACAAAAGAACUCACUCUUCGUCUUGAGCAACACUUCAGGAGGCAAAAUUGCAAAGAUUUUGUAUGUACUUUUUCUGGUCCAAUCCCUUUACAAGACUAUUUUGACAUAAUUGACCACCAUUUUGAGCUGCGUUUGAAUGCUGUGAAAUAUGAGCAACUAUUAGCUGAAAGAGCUAUACAAUUUAGAGCUAUUGAACGGCGUUUACUGACAAGGUUUAAAGAUAAAAGUCCAGCUCCACUUCAACAUCUGGACACCUUGUUAGAAGGAACGUACAGACAGGUAAUAGCUCUAGCAGAUGCAGCUGAAGAAAACCAAGCCAUUAUGUUCCAGGCAUUCAGAAAAUUAAAAAGUGCCACCCAGCUGCUAAUCCUGCUGAUUAGUCUAUGGCAAAAACUGAGUGUUGACCAAGUUGCUAUUCUGGAAGCUACAUUUCUGCCAUUAACACAGAAUACUCAAGAAUUGGGUUGGGAAGAAAGUGUGGAUGCUUCUAUCUCUCAUUUGUUAAAAACAUGUCUGUCCAAAAGUUCUAAAGACCAUGCUCUUAUACUUUUUAAUCAAUUAUGCAUCCCCAAGGAUACUAAUAGAUUGAAGAAGCACAUAACUUUACUCUUCGAUAGACUGGCAAAAGGUGGUCGUAUGUCUCUAAACACAGACCUAGACUGUCACCAACCUGUGCUUUUGUCAGGUGGCUAUGAUACUAUCCCAGAGUCUGAUUUUGAAGAAAGACCAGCCAUACAAAACUCAACAAAUGUUUGUCAAUUACAAGAAUCUGGAUAAGCGAGAUAACAAACCUGAGACUAAGUAAAGAAACAGUACUGGAGCCUGGAGUAUAUGUAAUGUCAUUAUAAAAAUGAACUUUUACAAAUUUUGUGCAUAUAAUUGAAGAAUAAAAUUUUAGACUCAUUAAGUAUUUUUAGCAUCUGUGUAGCAACAAUACCUGUUAUAAGAUGAGCUACACUUUUCUGACUAAUAUGUACUUCCCAAAUUUUGCAAAAUACUUCUCAAAUAUCUCUACAUGGAGGGAAGUAAGCAGUGGGGUACCACAAGUUUCUGUCUUAGGCCCAGUACUCUUCAAUAUCUUUAUAAACAACUUAGAUGAGGGUAACAGAAGGGUAACUUACCAAAUUUGCAAAUGAUACUAAGCUGGUAGGAAUAGCUAACACCCU
Molecule: messenger RNA, 3351 nt
Organism: Thamnophis elegans (Western terrestrial garter snake)
Lineage: Eukaryota; Metazoa; Chordata; Lepidosauria; Squamata; Natricidae
Gene: BBS9
Product: Bardet-Biedl syndrome 9
Exons: 22
Coding region: 377-2962 (861 amino acids)
Biological process (GO): cilium assembly
Cellular component (GO): membrane; BBSome
Source: RefSeq, a predicted model, not a curated record